AAUCAAUUUUUCAUUCGUUUCUAAUUAAUUGUUGAUUAUUUUUGUUCAGUUUUUCUAAUUCUUAAAUUGGCUGUUGAAGUUUUGUAUAAUUUCUUCCUCUUCUUUUUCAUAUUCUUUUUGGUUUUCUUUCUCUUUUCUUUUCUUUUCCUCCAAUGGCCUCUUUUGGAGAUGUUGCAACUAUAAGAACUUUCAUUGAUCCAUUUACCUUUGUAUCUCCAUGUGUUACACCUUAUGGAUCAGAUAAAAUAAUUCUCAGUGAAAGUAAACAUCUUGCUGUUCUUUACGAUCUAAACACUUGCCUGCCCACUAAAUGUUGGACUUUCUCAGAAUUAGAUCCACUGGUUUCGCCCUUUAUAUAUGACCACGUGAAUGAGAAAUUUAUUGCUGUUAAACAGUUGAAAGUAGCUUUGUUUAAAUGUGAUUCGGAAGAUGAUCUUAUCCAGAUUAAAUUGGGAAAGUUGGUUCACUGUUUGAUUACCAAUCCUAUUAAAGAGUCUUUGGUACUAUUUAAAAAUGGUUAUAUUCGACCCUUGAGCUGGGUGAUUGGUGACAAAGGUAAAACCACUGGACCAGAUAUCAUUCCAAAGAAUGAGGAGAUUCUUAAAACUAUCAUCAAUCAAUUCAGUCCGGAAUUUUCUUGGGUUGCACUUUUAACCAAAACCCAAAACUGUUUCAAUAAGCUCUAUAUGAUUAAGGCCAAUUUAGCUGAAGAAAAAGGUGAAUUGGAGGCCAAGUAUACUGUUAAACAACAGUACAAAUGUCUUACUAUGAGGAAAAAUGGUCAACCAAUUGGUUUAACUGAAACUGGACAAAUUAAUCUUCUAUUGGUAGAAGGAGAACAACAAUUGAUAACUCUUUACAAUUGUUCAGUGGUUAGUGCCUUAUGUUUACCGGAAGAAGACACUUUAGCUGUUGUCGUAAAAGAAGACCAAUCAUAUACACUGAAGAUAAUCAACCUUAAAUAUAAGGUGAUCACCAGCCAGCUUUCCCUUGAAAUUGAACCACUUGCUGAUUUCAUAUCACAAUCAAAUGGCAAUAUUUUCAUCGCCAGUCGUAAAGCAAUGUUGUCCAUUCAAUAUGAGAUCAAACCGGCAUCAUUGGCCAGUGUGAUGGGCAAAAAUUUACUUGCCAGAGAAUCAACAACCUUAAACAUAACCUCAACCACCAGUCCUCUCAAAAGAAAAGCUUCUUCUUCACCAGAUCACAUUUUCCUCGAUUCAUCAACCGACAUCAAAUUAACAUCAUCAUCAUUGAAUGAAAAUAUUUCUCUCAAUGAUCUAAAAAAGCUAUUACCCAAAUCUGGUGAACUAUUAUCCGAAAAGGCCAUUUUUUCCGCUUUAGCAACUAUUCUUAAGUCAAAGUGUUUCUCACCAUUGGAUGAUUCGUCCAAGCAAAUAUUAGAUACAAUUAUCUCUCGACCAUUUAAUCAUCAAUUUAUGGUAAACGUUGUUAAAUCAGCAAACCUUACGGUCGAUCAAUUUAUUCAAAUAAGUGAUAUUCUAAUUGAAAUGCUUUCUAUUGAUAAUGGUUAUAUUAUCGAUUGGUUAAUCGUUAUACUGGAUGCGUGUUUAAAAUUGUUACUAUUCACAAGGACUGAUGUGAUUAAAAAUACUCUUAAAAAAUUAGGAAAUAAAUUACAAUUAAUGGACGAAUCAUUGGAAAAAUGUCAAACAAUAUCAAAUCUAUUAGAUGAUCUAUUAACAUCUAAGACGAAAUUAUCUAUCAAUCAAAUGUAUAAUGGUGUAAAACAUGAUAAAUAUUGUAUCGAGAUUCUUGAAUUAUAAAUAUAAAUUUUUCAUUUUCAUUAAUCUAA
Messenger RNA from Panonychus citri (citrus red mite), 1813 nucleotides. RefSeq lists its product as uncharacterized. The record is from RefSeq and is a predicted model, not a curated record. The coding region runs from base 153 to 1784 and encodes 543 amino acids. NCBI's taxonomy places the organism in Eukaryota, Metazoa, Arthropoda, Arachnida, Trombidiformes, Tetranychidae. Gene Ontology annotation, cellular component: nucleolus; nucleus. The transcript is spliced from 2 exons. Gene Ontology annotation, biological process: maturation of SSU-rRNA. Gene Ontology annotation, molecular function: RNA binding.